GAUUCUCGAAUUCUGUGUCUCCAAGCCAGUAUAUUCUGUGGAGCAAUGGAAAUGCUAGUGGACCAUCUCUGGAAAACACCUCUGCAUGGGAAGCUCUGUUAAGUUUUUUCUUUCCAACAACAUGCAUUCCAAAGGAGAAUCAGGUGGUGAAGGCCUGCAAGGAUGACCUGCAAGAUCUUAACCAGAGUGCAUGUUUGGCACACAAAUGCUGUUAUUCUCUCGGGACCAGUAACUUCAGUUGUUUUGCCCCAUUGAAAGAUAAGCCAACACAGAUGUUGCGGAUGUUUGGGCUUGGUGUGAUCAGCAUGAUCAUCCUGGGAUGUCUGCCCAUUUAUUGCUGCUCUCUUUGCCGGAGGAGCAAAUGGACCAAUCAUUUACGAAGGAAAGUUAACAGAGUUUUAAAGGAUUGGAAGAAACAAAGAAACAGACUAAAGAAGGAUACUGAAGUAGUAGGGGCAGUAAUGGAAGAUGAGAAAGGACUAGAUGAUGGCAAGGAGCAGGAGUCUAAAGCAUUACUUUCCCAGUGAGAAGAACACAAACCAUUCAGAGCACAGGAGACUGUCCCAGUCGUCUAAACCUGAUGGAGCGUUU
Equus quagga is the source of this 591-nucleotide messenger RNA. It is a transcript of the gene FMR1NB, whose product is annotated as FMR1 neighbor. The transcript is spliced from 5 exons. The record is from RefSeq and is a predicted model, not a curated record. The annotation marks the transcript as partial. Lineage: Eukaryota; Metazoa; Chordata; Mammalia; Perissodactyla; Equidae.